UCCCCUCCCCCCCUCUCUCUCUCUCUCUACUUCUAUUCGUUUUCCGGUUCGAAUCUAUAGCUGUGUUUCGAUAUUCUCUCGAAUACCCAGAAUUUCGAUUUCCUUCCCCUUGCCCUUUUGGCAGAAGUUUAUGGAAUUUUCGUUCUCGUUCGUCCCUGUUCUUUGAUUUCUCAGUAGGGUUCUAGGGGUUAAGUUUUUUUUUUCUGGGAAAAUUUGGUGGAGAUGGGUUGUUUCUCGUGUUUCGAUUCGAGGGAAGAAGAGAAACUGAACCCGCAGAGGGAAUCCGAGGAUCAGAAGCUAUCUCAGCCCACAGUUUCCAAUCAUUUUUCUAGUUUAUCUUCUGGUGGGGAAAAGCUCAGAGCAAGGAGCAAUGGAGCAAGAGAACUACCGAGUCCAAAGGAUAAUGGGGCAGGUGCACAAAUCGCCGCUCAGACAUUUACUUUCCGUGAUCUUGCAGCUGCGACUAUGAACUUUCAUCCCGACUCUUUCUUGGGUGAAGGUGGAUUUGGACGAGUCUACAAGGGAAGGCUCGAGAGCACCGGUCAGGUUGUUGCUGUGAAGCAGUUGGACAGGAAUGGUCUGCAAGGUAACAGAGAGUUUCUGGUGGAGGUCCUUAUGCUCAGUCUUCUUCAUCAUUCCAACUUAGUGAACUUGAUCGGUUAUUGUGCUGAUGGAGAUCAGCGGCUCCUUGUCUACGAAUUUAUGCCCUUCGGUUCAUUGGAAGAUCACCUUCACGAUAUUCCGCCCGAUAAGGAACCCCUCGAUUGGAACACAAGAAUGAAGAUAGCUGCUGGAGCGGCAAAAGGGUUGGAAUUCCUGCAUGAUAAGGCCAACCCUCCUGUUAUUUACAGAGAUUUCAAAUCCUCCAACAUAUUAUUGGAUGAGGGUUUCCACCCAAAGCUUUCUGAUUUCGGGCUUGCUAAACUCGGACCAACGGGCGACCAAUCUCACGUCUCCACGAGAGUUAUGGGCACUUACGGUUAUUGUGCUCCCGAGUACGCCAUGACUGGUCAGUUGACCGUAAAGUCGGAUGUUUACAGCUUUGGUGUAGUUUUCUUGGAGCUGAUUACUGGACGUAAAGCUAUCGAUAGCGAGAAGCCACAUGGGGAGCAGAACCUCGUUGCUUGGGCGAGGCCGCUGUUCAACGACAGGAGAAAGUUCAUAAAACUGGCGGACCCGAGGUUGAAAGGGCGGUUUCCGAUGCGUGGACUCUACCAAGCUCUGGCAGUGGCUUCGAUGUGUAUCCAAGAGCAAGCGGCUACCCGUCCCCUUAUCGGAGAUGUGGUCACUGCCCUCUCGUAUCUUGCAAACCAAGGCUACGACCCGAACAAAGACGAGAGAAGAAGCCGUGAUGAAAGGGGCGGUAAGUUACUGUCAAGGAACGACGAAGGAGGGUCUGGAAGGAGAUUGGAUCUUGAUGGAUCCGAGAAGGACGAUUCCCCGAGAGAGACAGCUAGGGUUUUGAACAGAGACAUCGAUAGGGAACGAGCCGUGGCUGAGGCCAAGAUGUGGGGAGAGAAUUUGAGGGAGAAACGACGGCAAAGCGCUCAAGGAACUUCCGAAAGCAGUAACGGGUAGUACUGCUUUUCGCCUUCCGCUCUCGUCUUCUCGGGUUUUGCACCUUUUUUUCAUUCCCCAUUUUCACUGUGAUUUGCUCUGAAACAUCCCUGAAGACAGAAGAAGAUGAUGAAACACCAAUCCCAAUAGCCAGAACCAAGAGUGUACAUUAUGUGAUGAUGAUGCUAUAUGGGUGAAACACUAAUCCAAAAAAUUUUGAGGAGCAAUGUUCAAAUUUCACGAGCUUUAUGUUGUUGUUGUCUUUCCGGUGAGAGGAACAUCGGAUGUACAAUGUAAAGUAUGCAGUCUUCCUUCCUCUCUUAUGAUAACAUUUUUUAAAAAAAUCUGACUUUGAUGAA
Messenger RNA from Tarenaya hassleriana, 1916 nucleotides. Its product is annotated as serine/threonine-protein kinase PBS1. NCBI's taxonomy places the organism in Eukaryota, Viridiplantae, Streptophyta, Magnoliopsida, Brassicales, Cleomaceae. Gene Ontology annotation, molecular function: ATP binding; protein kinase activity. Gene Ontology annotation, biological process: protein phosphorylation. The transcript has 5 exons. The record is from RefSeq and is a predicted model, not a curated record. The coding region runs from base 223 to 1578 and encodes 451 amino acids.